Nezara viridula (southern green stink bug) is the source of this 1191-nucleotide messenger RNA. The record is from the annotation of a GenBank genome assembly. Lineage: Eukaryota; Metazoa; Arthropoda; Insecta; Hemiptera; Pentatomidae.
AUGAUUCUUCUUGUAUCAGUAGUUCUGUCGUCAGCCUUCCCACUCCUCGCCAUAUCGGACAACCUAAAAUUGCUGAGCACCAGCUUGAGGACACUGGAGAAGUCCGCCUGCGAAGAGUUGGACCUAUCCUGCCCAGAAGGUACUUCGAUAUCUCUUCUUUCGGCCAAGUACACCGAAGGGGUCGUCUGUCCCGGCGCUUCCACCACCUGCCAGCUCCCAAGCUCACUACAAUACUCUCUGUUGCAGACAGCUGUCGAGAAGUGCCAGAAGAAGAAGUUCUGCAAGCUGGAACCGCCGAUCCAAGGGUUCAACACAGACCCUUGCCCAGGAUUGCCAAAGCACCUUCACGUACACUAUACUUGCAGGCCAUAUGAGUUCCGGAGCAAGACGGCCUGCGAGAACGAGCUGGUGCAGCUGCAGUGCGGCCCCAAUUCCAGACUGGCCAUCUACUCGGCCUCGUACGGGAGGACUCAGUACGAGAGCAUCCAGUGCCCUCAACCCCAGGGGGUACCUGAAGAGACUUGCAUGGCCAGUUACACCACAGAGACAGUGAUAAAGCUGUGCCAUGGAAAACGCCGCUGCGCGCUGACCGCAGAUACGGUAACCUUCGGAAGCCCUUGCAAGAGGGAAUCGAAGAUAUACCUCAAAGUCGUUUACACUUGCGUUCCCAGGCAAGUUCUGUCAGUCAAGUACCAAGUAAGGCCCGAGGAAGACGAAGCGCUUGAACAGAACAACGAUUGGACGUAUCACGAAGAGGGAUUCGCUGCUCCCAACACUAUCGCCCAUAAUGAAUCAGCCAAUCUAUUUAUUGGAGAUAUAUUGCCGACAUACGAACCAGACGAUGGAGAAGUUUCAGGAAACGUGCACCAAAUGACCUUGUACCUCGCAUUGAGCGCUGGAGGGUUGCUGGCUUGCCUGCUGACGGUGGUUGCAGCUAGAGUAUCCUGCACUCACCGCCAACAGCUCCCUCCGAUAGAUCCUCAACCUACGGUUACCGAGUUACCUGACCAAGUAACUGAGGUAGUUAGAUUCACCGAAGAAGUACCUCGAAGUUUAGCUACUUCUGAUCCUCUUCAGUUCUUCGGAUAAAUGGUCAAUCCCUCAUACUCAACUCCAAGUGCCUGAUAAAACUCAAUGUCUAUACUGUAAAAAAUAAAUUUUAAAUAUUCGUCACAAUGUACAAAUAAAUUG